AUGAAUGUGAAAGUGUACCUGUACGUGUUCUUUUACCUGUACGUGUUCCUGUUAAUGUACCUGUACGUGUACCUGUACCUGUUCGUGAAUGUGAACGUGUACCUGUACGUGUACAUGUACGUGUAUCUGUUCAUGAAUGUGAACGUGUACCUGUACGUGUACAUGUACGUGUACCUGUACGUGUACUUGUACCUGUACGUGUACAUGUACGUGUACCUGUACGUGUACUUGUACCUGUACGUGUACAUGUACCUGUACGUGUACAUGUACGUGUACCUGUACGUGUACUUGUACCUGUACGUGUACCUGUACCUGUACGUGUUCGUGUACGUGAAUGUGAAAGUGUACCUGUACGUGUUCGUGUACCUGUUCGGAAUUGUACCUGUACGUGUUCGUGUACCUUGUACCUGUACCUUGUUCGUGUACCUGUACGUGUUCGUGUACCUGUACGUGUUCGUGUACCUGUACGUGUUCGUGUACCUGUACGUGAAUGUGAACCUCUACUUGUACGUGAUUGUGUACGUGUUUGUGUACGUGUUUGUGAAUGUGAACCAGUACUUGUUAGUGUACCUGUACCUGUACGUGUUCAUGAAUGUGAACGUGUACCUGUAUGUCUUCCUGUUCAUGUAA
Messenger RNA from Notolabrus celidotus (New Zealand spotty), 630 nucleotides. RefSeq names its product protoheme IX farnesyltransferase-like. The record is from RefSeq and is a predicted model, not a curated record. NCBI's taxonomy places the organism in Eukaryota, Metazoa, Chordata, Actinopteri, Labriformes, Labridae. The coding region runs from base 1 to 630 and encodes 209 amino acids. The transcript has 4 exons.